CAAAUAAACAAAAAUUGCGUCGCCCGCUCAAAAGUUUAUUUUUAAUUAUCUGUUUUUAUAGUUUAUUUACAAUCUCAGCACCCAAGCUGGCUCUAUAAAUAGUGUUGAGAAUUUAUAUUUUUCAAAAAUAUAAGUGUACUGCUUGAAGGAUUUGGAACUGGAUGACACAUUUCUUGAUAAGGCGACAAAGCUCCAAAGUCUAACAAAACGUUGUCGUCACGAAAUUACGAAAUUCCCAGCCAACAGGAGCCCUCCACGUAGCAGCAAAGUUAAAGGUCAAAGAUGCCCAUCGAUACCCGGGAACUGAUGGAGGCGAUUGCCAUUGUGGCGGACGAGCGCAAUGUCCGGGUGGCCGUUAAGCAGUCCGGCAAGGGAGCCGCCAUUUGUGCCGCCUGCUCCUUCGCUGGCGGCAUGCUCCUCGGUCCUGUGGGCCUGGCGGUGGGCGGAGCUGCUGGUGGAAUUGCCGCCUACAAGAUGACCAGCGGAACCUUCCGUCCGCUGGGAGAGAUCCUGCUGAACGAUCUAACCGACGACCAGAAGGAACAGCUGGUGAAUCACGUCUCCAGGGCCGUGGCUGAGAUCCAUCCCACCGACGUGGUGAUGCUACUGCCACUGAUCGUCCAGAACGCCUCCAUACAGCAGGCGGUGCUCAACACGGUCAUGUCGUUCGUGACCAACGAACUGCGCAUGCAGAUCGUCGACUGACCGCCAUCCUGUGGCCAAGUCGAUCCUCGAGAGACCUGUGACUUGAAUGUGGCUUGUGAUUUGUAUAAGUUUAUUAAUAAAUACUCGUCUAUAUGUA
Molecule: messenger RNA, 802 nt
Organism: Drosophila bipectinata
Lineage: Eukaryota; Metazoa; Arthropoda; Insecta; Diptera; Drosophilidae
Product: protein Nazo
Source: RefSeq, a predicted model, not a curated record